Molecule: messenger RNA, 1019 nt
Organism: Cucurbita moschata (crookneck pumpkin)
Lineage: Eukaryota; Viridiplantae; Streptophyta; Magnoliopsida; Cucurbitales; Cucurbitaceae
Exons: 6
Coding region: 317-724 (135 amino acids)
Source: RefSeq, a predicted model, not a curated record
CAAUUCCCAAAAUAAGAUCCUUGUUAGACUAACAGGAAGGAGAGGCUUCUCUUUCUUUCUUUUGUCUAUUCUAUUCUUCUUUUUCCACCCAGUGAUGAUGGCACAUGGAUGACAUAGCAGUAGCCUUUGCCUUCUUAUAAAUUAUGUGUUGAGGAGUCAAUUUAGACAUGUCUCCUUCUUAGCAGUUAGCUCAAUUAGUGGGUCUUUAUAAGCAUAGUUCUCUUGCUUUCAUUCUCACUAUGCUGUUUUCUUUCAAUAGGGUGUGGUGGAAUCUCAGGGUAAUUUUGUUUGGUUAGAAGGAAAGAUUGAGAGAAAAAUGGAGGGAAAGUCUAAUGGAUAUCAGACCUCCUCUUUUGUUGCCGAUCUUUUCGAUGUCGAGGAGUCGCCAUUGUCAUCAGCAUCAGGAGUUCUUGCAGCAAUGUUUCCUUCUCCACAGAAGGUGGGAAGCAGGACUUCUAGCUCUGGGGAUUGGCUAAAACAGACCAACGGGAAUCAACCACGGCACACAAAGCAAGGAAAUUCAGGAGGGAGCUUGGAGCCUUGUCAUCUGAGUUCAUCUCUAUACUAUGGAGGACAAGAUGGAUAUUGCGAGGCCCCAUCAGGUGGACCAUCCCCACCCCCACCGUCCACUUUGAAGAAAAGUGGGGGAGAAGAUGAUCCAAAUGGAAACAACUCUCAACCUGCUUCUAGGGGAAACUGGUGGCAAGGUUCCCUUUAUUAUUAGGACCUCUGCCUUGCCUUGGCGGCACAUGAAUCCCCACCUAUUUUCUAAGUCAUGGACAACACAGCUUGAACAAACAUGACCGUCAACCGCCACCGACCGAGAAGAGGAAGCAACUGAAGGAGUGGAGGUGGUGGGGUCAGUGUUGUUGCUUAAAUGAAUAAAAAGGAGAGGCGUCUGGGAAAGAAACAUGUCGGAAGGCACUCAUUUUUUAACUUAAGAUAAGAAUUCCAAAAAGAGAUUAAGAUCCAAAAGUUGGAAUAACAUGUUAUUUGUUUCCUUUCUUCAACAUGAUUAU